AUGAGGUACAAUAUAGCUCUAGACUUGGCAUCAGCAUUGCUUUACCUUCAGGAAGAAUGGGAAAAAUGUGUGCUUCACAGGGACAUCAAAUCAAGCAACAUCAUGCUGGACUCCAACUUCAAUCCUAAGCUUGGGGACUUUGGCCUGGCAAGGCUGGUGGAUCAUGAUAAAGGGUCAGAAACCACAGAUGUGGCUGGGACCAUGGGUUGCCUAGCUCCUGAGUGUAUGAACAUAGGCCAGGCUCGAAAGGAAUCUGAUAUAUUCAGUUUUGGGAUUGUUGUGUUGGAGAUAGCCACGGGAAGAAAAGCCAUUCACCACAAACACAUGGAAGGUGAAGUAUCAGUGGUUGAGUGGGUGUGGGAGCUUUAUGGAUUAAGGAAUCUCCUUGCAGCAGUGGAUCCAAAGCUGCAUGGGGAAUUUGAUGCGCAGCAAAUGGAGUGCUUACUGGUUGUUGGUCUUUGGUGUGCUAAUCCAGAUUCUGCAGCCAGACCCCCUGUGUAA
Messenger RNA from Sphenostylis stenocarpa, 501 nucleotides. NCBI's taxonomy places the organism in Eukaryota, Viridiplantae, Streptophyta, Magnoliopsida, Fabales, Fabaceae. The record is from the annotation of a GenBank genome assembly.